UGAUAUAUAUUACUGUUUUUAAUCAUUGGAACCUGCCCUUUAUUUUUUUAUAAUAGUAUUAGAAUAAUGCACGUGCGUUAAAGCUAAAUGAAGAUUGUUAGACUGUUUUUUUUUUUUCGUUCUGUCAAUUUGGCCAAAUAUCUUAAAAGUUUGCGAAUGUUGAUAUGCUCGUUGGACAGGCUAAAAUAAAACGCACGCUAUGUCAGAACGUCGGGACUCUACGUGUCAGAAGCACGAACUUCCGAAAUCAUUGCAAGGAACAGAGGAUGCAGAAUUCGUAUGGAGUAUGAUAAUCGAUAGGUUUCCAAACGCUGCACCGCUUCUUUGCGAGAUGGAGGCAGUUAUAGAUCGCGCAGAGGAUCUUCUUCAGCAACUGCGAACACCUUGUCGCGAAAUUGAAACGUCAACCUCGUUCUGCUCUCCAGACUCGGAAGAUUCGACCGUGAUGAUCUCGGCUAGGGAAUCGAUUUUCACUGACAUCGAUACCGCGGAAGAAAACAAUGCUGGAAAAAACGUAGCAGAGAUACAGGUUUCUCAGAGCACUAUGUGCGAAGAGGACGUCAACGUAAACGGUCAACGUUCUGAUUUUAAGGAACAGGAUACCAGAACUCAGUCAAGUGAUUCGUUGAUGAUAUUCCAUCCCACUGAAGAAAAGUUUCCCGUUGUAGAAUCUCCUACAAAAGUUGAAACUGACACCGAUCAGAUGACAAAGCAUGCACGCAGUUUAGAGGAAUGGGGUAAAGCAGUGGACAAUGCUUUACGAGGAUCGAUCUUAGGCAAAGAACAAAUACGUAAAGAAACAACUGUCGUCGAGAAGAAGCGCGUUGAUGAAAUCAAAACUGAAGAUGAUCGUCAAAGCUCUUGCAUUAUUCUCCAUCGUCAAGAGAAAUACGCAGAUGUCGAAGGUUCGGUUGUUUUAGUUGAUUCUGAGCUGAGUAGGAAAACAGAAGAAUCAAGAGAGAAGUCCGUGAACGCCACUACGAAAAUGAAUACAACUGGGAGCGGUGACGAGGGCACUUCGAAUCAACGAACGCCGCUAAAUAUCCUCGAGGCAUACUCGAAACGAUGCGGAGUUCCAAUUACGUAUGAAUUCAUAACUGACGGACCCCAUCGUCAUAAAUCGAACGUGUUUGUAAUACGUGGAUCUCUCGGUGGAUUUACCGCCACUUCUCGAGGACAAACAGAAGAAUCCACGAAGAAUGAUCUAGCCUCGAAAAUUCUACAAAUGAUAGCCAAUCGUCAGAUGAAGGAUGAGAAGCUCAUCACCCUUGCAAAGCUAUCAAAAGAAGAAAUGAUGGAGGUAAUUAAUCUGGGUAUGGACAGUCCAAGGGAAACAGCUCAAAGGAAGUUGUACCAACUGUGCCUUGAAAGAGGACAGGAGCUUCCUAAAUACUGUGUGGAUAAGAGAGAAACUUGUGAAGGUUUAUCCUGUAUAGCUACGUGUACUGCAUUGGGCUACAUUGGAGAAGGUCGCGGUGUCAGGGAGUGCGUUGCCAAGAGAGCAGCCGCUGACGACUUGUACCAUCAGUAUUGUCAAGACACGAAGGCAGCGUCGAAGUAAAAUAUUUUAAAUCACGGAUAACAUGAUACGAACAUCGGUUAGCCUGUUUCCACGAAGACUAAGCAACCUGAAACCAUCCAUCC
This is a messenger RNA of Megachile rotundata (alfalfa leafcutting bee), 1644 nucleotides long. RefSeq lists its product as uncharacterized. Gene Ontology annotation, cellular component: cytoplasm; RISC-loading complex; nucleus. Gene Ontology annotation, biological process: siRNA processing; regulation of regulatory ncRNA processing. The record is from RefSeq and is a predicted model, not a curated record. Gene Ontology annotation, molecular function: siRNA binding; double-stranded RNA binding. NCBI's taxonomy places the organism in Eukaryota, Metazoa, Arthropoda, Insecta, Hymenoptera, Megachilidae.